Molecule: messenger RNA, 1759 nt
Organism: Nothoprocta perdicaria
Lineage: Eukaryota; Metazoa; Chordata; Aves; Tinamiformes; Tinamidae
Gene: AASDHPPT
Product: aminoadipate-semialdehyde dehydrogenase-phosphopantetheinyl transferase
Exons: 6
Coding region: 1-891 (296 amino acids)
Cellular component (GO): cytosol
Molecular function (GO): magnesium ion binding; holo-[acyl-carrier-protein] synthase activity
Source: RefSeq, a predicted model, not a curated record
AUGGGCAGCGUGCGCUGGGCCUUCCCGUGCGGCGCCUGGCGGCCCCGGCGUGACGAGUGGCUGCUGGCGGCGCGGCUCGUGCAGCGCGAGGAGCGCGAGCGCCUCGCCCGCUUCGUCUUCGCCCGCGAUGCCAAAGCCGCCCUGGCUGGCCGUCUGCUCAUAAGGAAAUUAAUUGCAGAAAAGCUGCAUAUUCCAUGGAAUGAAAUAUGCCUGCAAAGGACAUCAAAAGGAAAACCUUUCCUAGCCAAUGACGUACCCAGUGCCCAUUCAAAUUACAACUUCAACGUCUCUCAUCAAGGGGAUUAUGCAGUUCUUGCAGCUGAACCUGAGCUUCAAGUUGGCAUUGAUAUCAUGAAGACUAGUUUGCCAGGUAGUGGUUCAAUACCAAAUUUUUUUCGCAUUAUGAAUCGCCAGUUUACUGAGACAGAAUGGGGUGUAAUCAAGUCUAUGAAUAAUGAAUGGCUGCAGCUGGAUAUGUUUCAUCGACACUGGGCCCUAAAGGAGAGCUUCUUAAAAGCUAUUGGAGUUGGAAUUGGCUUCAACUUGCAAAGAAUUGAAUUUAAUGUAUCUCCAUUGCAGCUGGAAAUAGGAAAAGUAUAUCAGGAGACCAAAAUGCUGCUGGAUGGAGAUAAAGAAGAAGAAUGGACUUUUGAGGAAACCCGAUUAGAUGACAGUCAUCAUGUUGCGGUGGCUCUUGGCAAACAGGAGGGAUGUGGACAGAGGCAUUCCCAUGUAUAUUCCAUGGAGGCUAAUCAUCCAGAGUUUACAAUACUGACUUUUGAAGACUUAGUUGCAUCCGGUAUUCCAUUCACACCUGAGGAUUCUGCAUAUUGGGAUAAUUUUUGUUCUAAGCAGGAGAGUCCAACAAAACAGAAUUUGCAUUCAAGAUAAGAGUAUGUAUAAGAAAAAGAAAUGUCRGAAGUCUCAUAUUUUUCCACCUAAUUCAGGUCAUGGGAAUAGCUGUACAUGUUUAGAUGAGAAAUAUUUUUUCUUCAUUUAAUCCAGCAGUAGGAUUCUCAUCUUGUCCAAUCUAAAGAUGUAUACUGUCUUGCUGAAAGAGUUCUGAGUGAAAAGUCUAAGUGAUCACAUGCCUUUCCCUUUCCUUGCCAGUGAUUCUUACAUCUCAGUGCUUAUUACCUUUGCUAGGAGCAGCAAGCAGAGCUACAUUAAUAUUGUUGAAUCAACAAUUGUUUAAUAUAUAAAGGAAAAUGUAUUUAUUUCUACUGGCAUUUGAAUUGUGAUAUUACCACUACUCUUACAAAAUAUUUUUUUCUCAGCAGUUUGAAUAAAGCCAAAAGAAUUGGUAGAAAUGCUUCUACUGUAACUGUUUGGUACAAGUAUUGUACAAAAUCUGAGGUUUAUUUUUUACAGUUGCAGGCUGAAGAAGGCAGAAUUUCAUAAUUCUUCAAAUUUCAUCUGUGUAAAACUAGCUUGAGAAGGUUAUAUAGGAGUUUCAUAUGCUUUUCUCUUACAAUCGCCUUUAAUUAAAGCCCCAUGUAUGUGGUUGUGGUUUUUUUACUCUAUUUUUUUCUCUGAAAGUAGAUACUUUUCUAACAACAAUUGUAUAUUUCUAGACUUGCACUUCUGUACUGUACUAUWCACUAGCACCUGGUGGUGCUGGAAUAGUGAGCAUUUCUGAUAGUCUUAUAGUAACUAAAUACAGAUUAUUUUCUUGUCUUAUGAUAAAGAUUUCUGGAGAAGAUAUGUAGAUCUUCUGUGCAGCAUGUGAAUAUUUUGUAUGCUUUUUCAAAUGCAUUCC